Molecule: messenger RNA, 7038 nt
Organism: Adineta ricciae
Lineage: Eukaryota; Metazoa; Rotifera; Eurotatoria; Adinetida; Adinetidae
Source: the annotation of a GenBank genome assembly
AUGGAUACAUUUCGGUUUAUUUUUUAUUUGAUUCCAAUUGUCCACUCAAUAAGCCUUGAUUUCUCCAAUCCAUUGCAACGUUUUAUCUAUGAUAACUCAACAGACACAAUCGUUCUAGCUUCUGUAAAUCAUCUUUAUUCGUUGAAUGCAAGCGAUUUAACAAUUCUAGCGGAUAUUGACCUCUCACCAACAAAACGUGAUCAUCAAUGUUUAGUACCGAAUCGAACAAUCGCAUCAAAAAGUCAUUAUUAUUUUUCGACAUCAUCAUAUCUGAAUCAUUCAUCGAAUGAUACAUUCAAUCAAUUGCUUUUAUUAACAAAUAAUUCGAUAUUAUCAUGUUCAACAACGAAUCGCGGUGGAUCGUGUGAGCUGCGUUCAUUAAUCAAUCUUAACUUUCUUCGAAACUCUUCUCAACGAGUAGUUUCGUCUUCGCCUUUCUACCCAUCAGUUGGUUUAGCCGAUGAAAACAGCAAAAUUCUCUACGUUGCGAAUACAUACGAUUCACAAUGUGAUUCGUUCUAUGAAAUACCGACAAUCAGUGGUCGAACAUUAGCUCCCAAGGACUUCCUCUCCAUUAUUCAGUUUCAGUCGGGUCAAUCAGCAUUGCAACAAUCCACCUCGACCUUACGUUUGUUGAAUAUUCGUUUAGUUAAAGAUUUCUUUCUUCAUUAUUUAUAUUCUUUUCAAUACAAGACAUUUUCAUAUUUUUUAACAAUUCAACAAUCCGAUAUUCAUCAUAAACACAAACUUCAAACGAAAAUUCUUCGCUUUUGUCAAAAAUCCAAUCAAUCGAUCAUUAAAAGUUAUAUCGAACUUCCUUUAACUUGUGGACAGCAUUAUCCGUAUCUCAUCACUGCAAAAUUUUCUCAAGAAAAGAACGUUCUGUACGGACUAUUCCGGAAUACACCGUUAGCGAAUUCGACUAGUACAUCGCAUGCUGUGUGCGCCUAUUCGAUCGAUUCGAUUCAAGAAGCUUUCUUCCAAGCGAUAAAACGUUGUCUCGUGGAUGGUAACGGCCAUCGUGGAUUAGGUUUUAUCAGUCCGGACGCACAUUGUGUAUCGAGUAAAACUAUUAUCGAAAUCAAUCAUGAUUAUUGUCCGGAUGAGAAUGAAGGGUUUUUUCAAUAUCCUAUCGGUGGACAUCGAGCAUUAGGCCAGACGCAAGUGAUUGUUGAGUUGAAGGACAAGGUGAAUUUUACAUCAUUUGAGAUUGGAUCAAUCGAAAAUGAGUUGAUAAUUUUUCUUGGCGAUGAUAAUGGAACUUUACAUACGUUUCAUGCCUCCAAUAUAAACGAAAUAGUGAAACAACAUUUUUCAUCGAAAAUCAUUGUAGAUUUACAGUUGAUUCCUCAAAAGUCUAAUUUGAUUAUUUUAACCGACAAUCAAAUAAUCAAACAGAAUUUAAGUACGUGUGAACAGUACACAACAUGUAAUGAAUGUUCAGCUGCGACACUUUGUCAUUGGUGUUCGACUGAAAACAGGUGUGCAGCUGUUUUUGAAUGUACGCAUGAAAAGAGGAAUGGCAAUCAUAUGAAUAUGUGUACAAAUAUCGAACAAGUCAUUCCAAACCAAAUUUUACUUGACACAACGGGUACUGAGCUGCAAAUCAUCACUAAUCUUCCAUUUCGAAACAACAUCGAUGAAUAUAUGUGUCAAUUCACUACCAGUAAUCGAGAUGAUUUGUACUAUACAAAACUUAGCUACUAUAAUGACUUUGUUAAAUGUAAAACACCUUUAUUGAAGAAUUCAACUCAAGCUGUCUACAAAGUUAUUUUAUCAAUAUACCAUACAAAUACGAGCCUUACAUUUGGAUAUUACGAUUUAACUUUUAUAACUUGUUCGAAUUUUCUCUCCUGUUCAUCUUGCACUGCGUAUCCGAGUUUGUGCUCAUGGAAUCGACAGGAUACCGAAUGUAUUUCUCGACAAAAAAAUGAUAUUUCUCCGACAAAUCAUCAGCAAUGCCCGCAGAUAUACUUAUCUCAUCCUAUCGAUCGUGUUGCUUAUUUUGUUGAUAAAAUACUUACUGUCCGUAUUGAACAAUGUAACCAGUCGUUUAGUGUUGAAUCUUGUUUGUUAUCCGAUCGUCGGCAACGAUUUUUAUUAACUGACUCGAAUCCGAUAUUAACUCGACCGGAAAAUGAAAGCGAUCUUUGUCUAUUAAAAUGUUCAUUUCGUUGGUCAAAUUAUGAAGAUUCUCAUCGAAUAUCAUUCAACCGACCGUUCAAACUGGACCUUGCCAUUCGGUUUUCCAAUGAAAUUUCCAUUGUUAUUCCACACACACAGAUUUCUCUGUAUCGCUGUGAACGUCUAGCAUCGAAUUGCAUAUCAUGUUUACGUCUUGACCCAUCGUUUGGUUGUAUUUGGUGUCAUAAUCAAUGCAUGUACAAAAAUGAAUCAAUGAAGUGCACGUCGAAUCAACAUUGUUCAACACCGAGAAUUCAAACUAUUGAGCCAUUGUUUUUGCCAAUGAAGGGUGGAACGUUGGUUGGUAUUCAAGGCGAAUAUUUCGAUCUAUUUAAUGUAUCAGUGAGAAUAGCUGGAAUUGCAUGCCAAAUGAUUCUAGAAGAAAGUUCUAGUAAAAAAAUUGUAUGUAAGUCGGGUGAUAGUCAAUCCACACCCUUUUCUCAAGGACCUGUUCAUUUAAAAUUUGGCUCUUACGGACCAGAGAUUACUUCUCAGCAGGUCAUUUCUUACAUAAAUCCAACAAUCCAAUCGAUCCAACCUCUUGUUGGUAUACAAAAUGGUGGGACAGUUUUGACUAUCCUUGGUAAGAAUUUCACUAUUGGAAAUUCUCAUAUAACCGUUUGGGUUGGUAAUCAAUCGUGUCAAUUAUUAUCCAUAUCCGACAACAAAAUCGAAUGUGAAACUCGAGCAUUUCCACGUUCGAUGUUGAAUGUUAAUCAUCCAAUCAAGCUUAUUUUCGAUCAUCAAACUGAAUUGUUCUACGAGCCAAUGUUCCGUAUUGUUCCAAACCCGAUUGUUUAUUCAUUCGAUAAACAUUUUCGAUACGAAAGCUUUCAAAGCGGUGGCCAUCGAAUAAUAAUUCAAGGGGAAAAUUUCCACUCGGUACAAAACAUUCAAUUAGAAUUUCAACACCAAUUAUUCGUUUCACCUUCAUCUCAUAACCAAACUCACUUAAUAUUCUCAACACCAUCAAUGCAAGAACUUCAUUUACAUAAUCGACACAUGAUUGACAUCACACUUUAUCUCGAUAAUUUCAACCGAACAGCAUCAUUGAUCUAUUUCAACGAUCCGCAAAUCUUUGAACUUCAACCAUUACUGCAAAUAUUUACAAAUCGAUUAACUAUUUACGGGAAAAACCUCACGGCGAUUGGACAUACAAAAGCUGAGAUUACAGUUAAUAUCGGGUGCGAUUUGUGUUCGAUAAUUGAACUUCAAGAUGAGAAACUUGUUUGCCAGCCACCUCCAUCUCGUCCAGAUAAAUAUUCGAAAUCAAAGCAUCGAUGUUACAGUUCGGAACAUCCGCCAAUUAUUGUUUCAAUUGAUAAUAUACAAACUCAAGUCGGGUUUAUGAUUUAUCCAAAAAAACUAAUCGUUCUUGGAGUUAUCAGUGGGUGUCUGAUUACAGUCUCACUCAUUGUUUCGAUUGUUCUGCUAAUUGUUUGUUUGAAAAUUCGUUAUGCACAUCGAAAGUAUCUUCAACGAUAUUUUUAUCCGGAUAGUUUAACAUGUCAUGAAAUUGAAAAGGAAAAGCUGUAUCAACCUGUGAAUCUCCCUUCACAAAAUAUCCUUCCGAUUCGUUCGUAUUUGAAUUAUCUUCAGUAUUGCUAUUACUCAAGCAAUUUCUCCUCGAAUCAAAUGAAAAUUCAUGUUAAACCAGAAAUUCUCGAUCAAUUUCAAUGUCUUCUUGAACACAAUGAUAUAUUCGUGAAUUCUCUCGUUUAUCUCGCUAUCCAAUCCAAUCACUCGAAGAUUCUCAACGAUUUAAUCUUAACUCAGCGGUACAGCCUCAAAAAAUUAUUUCCGUUUCAAAACGAUUUCAUAUUUUUCAACAUUUGCAUCUUAACAUCUUACGAAGCGCUUCGAAUUCAUCCAAUUCAAACACUAUUCUGCCAGUUAUACUACCAACUGAGAAAUAAACUCCACAGCGGCCCUGUCGACGCAAUCGAACAAAAUAUGUCCUACUAUUCAUUGAAUAUGAGGACCAUCUUACACGAUUCAUCGAUGUCAUUCAAAACAAUUCAAUUGAUUGUGCAUAUCGACUUGAAUACAACGAAUUCCCAGGACUUAUCGAUCAAUUUGACUUGUUUAACAUGCGAUACGAUUUCGCAAGUCAAACAGAAGAUUCUGUAUCAAAUGAAUUCCUGGCGAGAUUUUUCUCUUCAUGAUUGUAAACUUUAUCUCGUAACCAAUCCGUCAUGUUCAAGUUCAUCAUCAUCUUCCUCGACAGCAUCAUCCAGUGUACCACUAGUGAGAAAAUCGAUGUUAACCCAAGUACUUUUCAGUCGAACAAUCAAGUAUUCAACAACAACGAUCAAUGAUCCAUAUCGCGAAUCGAAUAGUUUAUUAUUGAAUGAUAUUGACAGUACGAAUGAACGCGUGCAAAGUUGGAUUAAGUUGAACACAUUACAACAUUAUGGAAUUCUUACCGAUGGGUAUGAACUUAAAAUGGUUCUUGUCAAUAAAAACAUGCAUUCACCGAAAUGUAAUCGAAAUUUGCAAAAUACUCUUCGAUCAUCUUGUCACUAUUGCUCAACUCCUGCAUCUAAUGGCUCAAUGAUCUUUCAGCACUUGACUACACCACCUUUUGAUACUACCAAUCGAUAUCUCUCCAACGAAAAUGACCAUAAUGGAUACAUACAUCUAUUAAACCACACCUAUGAAGAAAUUGGUGGUGACUUCAACCACUUAUUAAUGAACAAUAAUCCUAACGAAACUUAUCGUUUGUUCGAAACCAAAUCGAUCAUCCAUUCAGUUUUAAUCAAUCUUAUCGAAACUUUAUUCACAAAUCUAUUACAUAGUGACACUUAUCUAAGUGAAUUAAUGGAACAAAAUUCACAAUAUUUUCACAUAUUCUAUGCGCAUUUCCUUCCAUUUCUCUUCGAAAAUUUCCAUUGUUUAUAUGACAUACCUAUGGAUAAAUGUUUGAAGAGUUCAUUGGACAUUCUGGCCAUGAUUUUCCAACGUGCUUGUUGUCUGCAACAAGAUUCUCAAUGUUUGUUAUGCAAUGAUUUAUAUGCGGAUCAAACCUCGAGUUUUAAUCAACAAAAUACAACAUUUCUAUUCGCUGAUGAAAUUCAGCGCAUUCGAUUGUGUUAUACAAAUUUAGAACGAACUUUACACAAAGGAAACUCAUCAUCGGAAUAUUCGUCGACAACUACGGGAAUUGAUGAGAAGUUCCAAUUGGAUAGUGCGAUAUUUCAUCAACUUUUCGAUUAUACAUAUUCACAUGCGGACGAGAUUGUCAAAUAUUUGAAAACUCAAUCGACUGAUAAUCAAAUCGUGCCGUUAUUCGUCAAUCUGAUGCAGAUGUAUCGCUCAAAUUUUCUUUCAUUUAUGUCUAAGGAGAACUAUGGAAUCAGUAGUUGGUUUCGAAAUUGCUGGGAUAUUGUCUUUUGUUUCCGACCAUUUGAUGUCAAUUCGAAGAAUACACGAUUUGUUUCUCAAGCUGGGAAAGAAGUUGUCACACGUGACUCCAGCUUCGAUGGUUUCCUUCACGAUCCGAUCGAAGAAAACAUCACAUCGAUUCUUCACACAAAAGAAGGAACCAUUUCCUCCGAAGAUUAUGCCGAACUGAUGCGCAUUACCAAACCAUUUCAUAUCACAGCUGAAAUACUGGCGCAGAUCAUGACGAUAAUGGAGCAACAUUGUCAGAUGGGUUUAGAUCCAAGUCGAAAACAUCAGAGUGAUUUGAAAAUGUUAUCGACUUAUGUAACAAAUCUGCCGACGAAGAAAGAACAUGGUGAAAUUCUAGCUCUCGAUCUUGGCGGAACAAAUUUCCGGACAUUGCUGGUCCGACUUGAUCCAAAUCGUGAGCCGCAAGUCAUAUCCGAAGCACGUAUUGUUCCUGAUUCAAAGAAGAUUCUUGCUCAGGAUUUAUUCGAAUUCAUUGUCGACGUUUUGAAAGAGUUUAUGAAACAAAAUCAAUUGAAUUUAUCGCAAGAAUACGUUCUAGGAUUUACAUUUAGUUUCGCUUGCGAACAAAUCGCUUUGAACAAAGGCAAAUUUCUAACACCAUCGAAAGGCUGGAUUUUGUCGGACUUAGUUGGACAGGAUGUUGUGGAAAAACUACAAAGAGUUAUCUAUGAGAAACAAUUGAAAGUCAAAGUCACAGCAUUGAUCAAUGAUACAGUCGGAACGUUGAUGGCGUGCGCUUAUCGGGAGAAUACUUGUCGAAUUGGAGUUAUCCUUGGUACAGGAACGAAUGCGUGUUAUUUUGAAGAUAUCGAUAAAAUUCAAACGAUUUCUGAUCGAUCUGCUUUGCCAGAACAAGCAAGGGAGAUGAUUAUCAAUACUGAAUGGGGCGCUCUUGGUGAAAAUGGUUGUCUCGAUAAGUUAUUAACUGAUUUCGAUCGUGAAAUCGAUCGUAUAUCGAAUAAUCCUGGCAUUCAUAUCUUCGAGAAGCUCAUCUCAGGAAUGUACAUGGGUCGUUUAGCCGCCGAGGUAUUAGCUACGCUGAUCAAUCGUGGAUUAAUUUUAAAAACUCAACGAGACCAUCAGCAAUCGUAUCGUUACUAUGCACCAUUCCAUGCACUACGAGCCGCGAUGCUGACUGCCGCUGCGAUUGCUGUAUUAAUGAAACGUGUACAUGAGAAUAGAAAAGAAGAUAUGGCAAAGAUCUGUAUUGGCAUCGACGGGAGUCUUUAUCGUUUUCAUCCACGUUUUAAUAUGGUGAUACAGCGUCAUUUGAAAAUUCUGGUGCCCGUUCUACUCAAUUAUGAGCUGCGAAUCAGUGCUGAUGGUUCGGGAAUUGGUGCAGCCAUUUGCGCGAUAACAGCCAAUGAUGCACGGCAAGCAUUACGAAAAGGUGAAAUUGAAAAAUCAUCAUUAUAUCAGCAACACCACGCAAAAUCUUGA